Molecule: messenger RNA, 1356 nt
Organism: Lampris incognitus (smalleye Pacific opah)
Lineage: Eukaryota; Metazoa; Chordata; Actinopteri; Lampriformes; Lampridae
Product: CD276 antigen homolog
Exons: 15
Coding region: 178-1356 (392 amino acids)
Source: RefSeq, a predicted model, not a curated record
GCGAGAAUAAAUAGGCGAUUUGAUCCAACCGGUAAACAAACGCGAAAUGGGACGGGACGGGAAAGGACUCGUGUGACGUAGGCCUCCCAAAUCCGUCGCGUAGAUUUGGUUGUUAUGAACUGACCCACGUUGUGCUGUGAAGUCCAGCGGCAAGAAUCCGUACCAGUACCCACGGGGAUGCAUUUUCCCUUGUGCCUGCUCACGUUGUGGAGUUGCGGUCACAUCAGCGGCGGAGUCGGAUCGCCUACAGAAGACCACCAAGUCAUUGGAACAGCCCAGCCGGUGGUCGCAUUAACCGGUCAGGAGGUGGUCCUGCCGUGCCGACUGCAGCCAACCCUUGAUGCCGCCAGGAUGACAGUGGAGUGGUCACGGCCGGACCUUGCCCCAACAUAUGUUCACAUCCUUCAAGAUGGACGCGAGAUUUUCGGUCAUAAAAACCCAUCGUAUAAGUUUAGGACGUCGCUGUUCGCAGAGGAGCUGCCUAACGGGAAUCUCUCUCUGAGGCUGUCCAAAGCGACUCUCGCUGACCAGGGGCUGUACAAGUGCUUUGCUCCGUCUCUGGAGAGUCACACGUUGAUUCAGCUCCUCGUUGGCGCCACGUCACAGCCAGUACUGACCAUCAUCAAGUCAGAAGAUGGGCAGAUUGUCUUGAUGUGUGAGGCAAAAGACUUGUACCCAGAGCCUGUGAUGUCUUGGUUGGAUGGGGAGGGAAACUUCCUCUCAGCUGGCCCCACCAUCAACUCAACACACUCUGACUCCUGCUACAACAUCCAAGGAAAUUUGACAGCGCCCAGGGCUGGUCCCUUCACUUGCAGAAUUCAGCUGCAGCAUAUCAACUACACAUUAGAAGAACAGAUUCAACUCACAGAAUCUUACUUUGAGCCACGCAGAACGGAACCAGUAGUCAUACCAGUUGUGGUGUGCUGUCUGGUGCUGAUAUUAGUGGUUAUUGGAGCUGUACUUCUCUGGUAUUGGAAAUCUCAACAAACUAGUAACAGAUCACCUGCUGUUACCAUCACCAUGAGAGAAAGGAGCAACGAGAUAAUGGAAAUGGAGGAAAACCAGGCUGAACUCGUCUACCUUGUUCAGGAAAAUCAGAACACGACCCCAGUUACAGACGUGGUUUCAGAAGAGGAAGAAGAGCACGGUGAACAAAAUGCCAUAGGUUCAGCUCCAGACCCAACAAAACCACAUCUACUCAUUCCACUGCGCAGGAGCAAAAGCCUCCCUAUAGGGGCAGAUUUGCAGAGUAGCAUGUCAACAUUGAGAAAACCGAGCCGAAGAAGGUGUGUGAGCAUAAGCAUGACAGCUCCAAUCAAGAUAUCCAGGCGCGAAAGCAACAGGAAUGUGAGAUAA